CGAGGCCCAGGCCCAGGGCCACAGCGGCUCUGAUCAGCAUUUGUGACCAAUCUGGGGCAACAAGCUCGGUCAAAGAAGGUGCGCAUUAGCGACAAGGUGUGAAGAAGAAAGAUGGAUGCGCUCAUAAAGAAGCUUGAUACAUUGUGCGUGGAAGUAAUGCCUUGCAAAAGUCGCUCUUGGCUGUUCGAUCCUCGUAGUUUCAGCGCUUAGAAACGGAAUAAGGUUAUCCGGCCGGACGCAAUAUUUGCACCUGGGAUCCUCCACAACGUCUGGGGUGGUUUUGUGUGUAAGGUUUGUGGCAGCUACACUCCGUUGGAAUUGUUAUACUUAGCUCAAGUUAUAGCAAGAAUAAGAACGAAGCUAAGAACAAUAAGAUAACAUUGACUUGCGCCUUACCGCAAGGAUCUGCAAUGCUCUGUUUCGCAUUGCUCCAUGGCAGCCGUUUGACGAGGUCAGCAACAAAGUAACAAGGAUAGCGGCAGUCUGAGAAGCUUAGCGACAGUCUAGAUGACGUCAGCAGCGCUCUCCCCCUCCGCCCCUCCCACUCCCACCCAGCCUACCGGCCCCCACCCGAGUGGAGCCACCGCCGUUGGACGCAUCCGCUUGUUUGUGGGGGGCCUCCCUGCUGACGUCACACCCGAGGAACUGCAGGCGCGGUUUCAGCCAUUCGGGAAAGUGGUUGGGUCGGAGAUUGUGCCCCAGAAGGAGGAUGCGGGGACCUGCCGCGGGUUUGGUUACGUUGACCUGGAGCCGGUCAGCGAGGCCAGCCUGAGCAAGUGCUUUGCAGUGUACAAUGGCACCAAGUGGCGCGGCGGUAGGCUCCGUGUGGAAAAGGCCCGCGCCUCGUUCCUCGAUCGCCUGAAGGCCGAGUGGGCCUCCCAAAACGAACCGCAGAGCGAAGCUGAUAAGCUGGGGUCAGAGAUUGAUAAGGGGGGGGCAGAGAUUGACAAGCAGGGGGCGGAGCCAACAAAAGCGGAGCUGUUGGAUCCUAAGGGGAAGCCCAUAUUUGAGCCGUUGAGGCUCAAGUGGGGAUCCUGGGAGUUCGAAAAGAGGACGAAGGUGAUGCCCGCGGCCGGGGGCGCCAAGAUCAAGAAAAGCUUCCGGAACGUGCCUGAGAAGUCGCUGUGGGAACUGGAGGGCAUGGGAGGGACAGGGGCCCUGUCUGCAGCAAUGCCGCCUGCAACUAAGGCCGUCACCUCGACAAGAGCCAUCGAAACGAGGCCUCUCGGUGGAAAUGGGGUUAGCCAAACCGGAGAGCGGUCAGAGGAUGGGAAAGAGAAAGCACACCAGCCCUCGGCAGAGGACGAGUCUCCAGAUGCAGAAGAGAGGAGCGAAGAUUCGGAGGGGCGCAGUGAAGAUGAGGGGACGGAAGGCUCGGGGCGUGAGGCGGAGGGGGCAGAACCUGGCGACGGGGUUAAGGGCAGGGUUAGGGAGCUAACCGCGUGGGAGAAGCUGAUGCAGAAGGCGGCGGCGGGCCAGGAGGACGACGACUUCAUUGACGAGGAGGUGGGAGGCUUAGAGGGUUUUGAGGCCCUGGGAAAAACGCCAGGGAAUCCAGGAACGGCUAGAGGGACCAAGGACGCAGGCGGCUUAGAGGGUUUUGGGCCCCAGGGUAAGUCGCCUGGGCAGCCGGGAACGGCUAGCGGGACUAAGGAGGCAGGCGGCUUAAAUGAUUUUGGGGCACGGGGAAAGGCGCCUGGGGACUCGGUAACGGUUAGAGGGACUGAUGGGCGGAAGGAAAGCCGGCUUGUUGGGGGGAAGUUGGAAAAAGUGGAACUGCGUGGAGGCAAAAAGGAUGGUUUCAAGCAGGGGGCCAACGGGUCGGCUCCAGCAGAAUCGCAAGCUGCGAAAAAGACCGAAGUGGCGGCGUUGAGUGAUUGGGAGCGGCUGAUGCAGAAGGCAGCGGGGGCUUUGGACGAAGAGGAGAGUUUGGACGGUCCGGAAACGGGCGAGUUUGAGCAAGCGUCCGGAGAAGGCGAGUCGGACGCAAACGAAGGGUCGGAGGGGUUCGAUUUGUACGAGAGUAAGCAGGGGCAGGAGGUUGCGAAAGGAGAGGCGGCCGGCGGGGGUGUGAAUGGGGCUCGGAAAGCAGGGGUAAACGAAGAAAGUACAAGGGCUGAGGAACUAGGAGCGGGGGUUCUGGGUGAAGGUCUGAAUGAUGUCGCAGCAGCAGGUGACGACGAACUAGAGGGUGGCCCGCUGGAGGAACGCUCGGAGUGGAGGGAAUGGGGGGAGGAGGUGGAUUCGGAAGGUGACGUCAUGGAAGAAGCUGAGGACGUCAUUGACGGUGCUGACGGGGUUGAGGGUGAGUCAGAGGACGAUUUCGGCGGCGAAGAGGUGGGGGAUGGAGCAGAGGAGACUGGCGGGGAAGAUUCGGGAGGGGCGAUUGAUGGUGAGGGUUUGGAAGAUGGUAACGAGAGUGACGGGGAUUCGUUUGGAAGCGAAGAAGAGCUGUCGGGGUCCUUUACGGACGUGGAAAAGGAGGUAUCGGAAGGGGAAGGGCGGGAGUGGCAAGGAGAGGUUUCGGAAGAAGAGGGACGGAAUUCCGGCGACGGAGCAGGGGAGUCCGACGGACGGGAUUCCGGUGGGGCAGAUGCGGCAUUCGACGAUGAGGGAAGGGCUUUGGACUCGGAGGAAGAUGGCCGGAUGAGUAAAGAAGAGUCGGAUGACGACGGGAAGGAAUUUGACAAGGCGAGAGGGGGUUUGGACGACGAUACUGGUCGAGAGAAACUUCUUCUGAAAAGCGCUCUUAAGUUGCAACGGCCCGUAAGAGUUUCGGACGACGCCGAUGCGGACUUCGAAACAGCGCCGGCGGAGGAUCUGGAGGAGGAAGCGGCCACGGCUGGGGUUCCGCCGGAAUCUGCUGGAGCGGACGGAACGGCGGCGGAACGGACGGCGGACGAAGAGGAGAUUGCGCGGCAGCUGGCGGAGGAGCGGCGGAAGCAGCUGGGCAUCUUGGGCGCCAUGUUUCCGGACGACGCGCGCUUCUUCAGCGAGGAGGCAGUUCAGAAGGCCAAGCGGCCGUCGGGCUUCGUUCCGAUUGCGCGCUUCGACCCGUCCGCGGCUGCGAAGCGAAGCCCGGAAAACAACGAGGAUGCGAGCGGAGCAAACGAGGGUCGCACUGAAGCGGCGCCAAUGGAAAGCGAGGAACGGGUUAGGAACGGGUUGACAGGAAGCGGAAGAAAGACCGUAACUAGAGCGACGACGGCUGCAAGUAACCCGGAGGAGAUUGGAAAGGAGGCGCGAGAAACGGGGAAAGAGAAGUCGGAGAAAAAGCGGGCCGUGCUUAAGGAGGAAAAGAGACCUCGGAGGGGCGUUUCGGAGGGUGAAGCUGCUGUUACGGAACAGAAAGGGGGGGCAGCGAAAGAGGUGGGAAACCGGAAAAGUGGGCUAGUACAGGAAGGGGGACUAAGAGCCCACAGUGGCGCUGCAAAGGGGAGCGGUAAUGGUGCUCGCAGCGGGCUGCAAAUGGUUGGCGAGGUCCUGAGUCGGUUAAGUCCGCAGGUUCUGAAGUACCUGGACUCGGACCUGCUGCAACGGCUGACGCCAGGGUCGAAAGGAACGGAAACGGAAAAGAAAAGGAGAAGGGGGGAAGGAGAGAAAGAAGGAAAGAGGAAGAGAGGAGAGGCGGAAGAAGGGGGUAAAAGGGAGGGCGGAGAAGCAAAGCGGAAAGAAAGAGGAGGGAUGAGGAGCGCCGGAGAAGCGGAGGAGCGGCUGGAAGCGAGUGGGAAGAAAGAGAAGCGCGGGCAGCGUCCGGAACCUAGAGAGGGGGGGUUGGAGGUGGGGCUCUCGGGCGCGACAACCGGGAAAGGAGUGCCCCGUGAGGAGUCGAGACGGGGUCCUAGCAAAAGGAAGGACCGAGAAGCGGCAGAGGAGGUUUACGAAGACGGCCACAUAAGAAACGAGCAGAAACCGGGGGGAGAUGUUAGAGUUGGGUUAAAAGCUACCGGGCAGAACGUGACAGGCCGUUCGGAUGAAGCGGCAACAGGGGGCAGUCCGGAAGAAACGGCUGCGGGUUUGUCUGUAGAAGAACGGAAGCGCCUGAAACGGGAGAAACGCGCUCAACGGCGGGGGAGUGACGUAGCGGGUGUGGCGGACGCCAGUACGGACCGUUUGGACGCGGGUACGGACCGCUCGGACGGACCUGCAGCAGUGCCGGUUAAGCAAGAGGUUUUUGUUAACCCGAACUGGCGGGCGCUGGUUGGGUACGUGGGCGGCGGCAAACCCACGUUCUCUUUGGCGUCGGUUCUCGGGGGCGCUUCGGACGCCGGCGAUCCUGGACCGUCCGAUGGCCCCAAAUCGUCCGGUGAUGGUCGCAGCGGUGCCUUGAACAUGGCUUCCGGUGUGAACACGUCCGCUGUCGUUCAAAAUGUCGGAUCGAAUGCGGAAUUCGGUGCAGAUGCGGCCCCCGGGCGGUCCCCGCUUCCCGACGCUUCGAACGCCAGCGGUGUGGGCGCCGGCAAUCCGCCUGCCGGGGCGGCACGUCACGAUGACGUUAGCACUGGGCCAGACCCUGCAGCCCCGCGCUCAGUUGCAGUAAGCGGGCCUGGGGACGAGGAUCUAGGGCUGAGCUUCGUUCGUUCGGCGACGGCGGAACAGGAAUGGCUGGCGAGCAAGUCGGCGCUUGCGAUCGACUACAAGAGGAAGAAGCGGAUUGCUGCGAGAGUAGCCCCGGGAGGGGGCAAGAAGAGGGGCUGAUAAGACGAAGGCUGUGUGCCAAGAGGCCAAUCUGCGUGCCUUGUUCUCCUCCGGGGUAAGAUAAGGUCGAGCCGACCAAGCAGAAAAGACUGAGUCGUGCAGUGUGCAUCGAUUUAAAAAGUGCCGCAGAUGUAAAAGGCUUUGCUUUAAACAAACGAACCCGUGUAUGUCAAAGGCGGAGUGCAAAUGGCGUUGUAAAGGCGUGAACCAGCGUCC
Klebsormidium nitens is the source of this 4914-nucleotide messenger RNA. Lineage: Eukaryota; Viridiplantae; Streptophyta; Klebsormidiophyceae; Klebsormidiales; Klebsormidiaceae. The record is from the annotation of a GenBank genome assembly.